GCAACGUUAAUGUUACCAGUGAUAUGCAGAAACUCAUUUCAUACAUAGCUAACAACUCGAUUCGACUGCUCCCGUUUUCUACACUUCCAUUAAUACAUGAAGCAGAAUAAAACCUACCUUUUUUUUGCAACAGUACACAGGGUCAGAAGAGAAGAGGAGAAAAGUUUGAGCUAGCUGAACAGACUGGAAUCUACGUGGAUUACUUAGACGCAUCUUCAUCAGUGUGUGCAUUCACAGACUACCUAUCCAAGAACUGAUCUGUUCAGUGACUUGUGAGCUCUGGGUCGUAAGAGGGUCAAAGUGCAAGGACUUCAAAGCAACAACUACAAGGAGUGUCAUGUAACAACUUAAAAUUUUUAUGUGAAAACUGAAAAUGGCUUCCAGAGGAACAACAGAAACCAGUAAGCUAAAGCAAAACUUGGAAGAGCAGUUGGAUAGAUUAGUGCAGCAGCUUCAAGAUCUAGAAGAGUGCAGAGAGGAACUAGAUGCAGAUGAGUAUGAAGAGACCAAAAAAGAAACUCUAGAACAGCUGAGUGAGAUUAAUGACUCACUGAAGAAGAUUAUGUCUGGAGAUAUGACUUUGGUGGAUGAGCUCAGUGGGAUGCAGCUGAUGGACCGAGACCUAAUGGUUGGGAAGCUAGGACGGGACCUCUACACGCAGCAGAAAGUGGAAAUCCUGACUGCCCUCAGAAAGCUUGGUGAGAAGCUGACUGCAGAUGAUGAGACUUUCUUGUCAGCAAAUGCUGGUGCAGCCCUGAGCCAGUUUGAGAGAGUCUCCAGUGACCUUGGAUCAGGAGACAAAGUCUUUGCUCUAGCAAGUUUUGAAGUAGAGAAGGCAAAACAAUGAAGAGGUGUGUGGGGCUUGAAUCUCUCCAGUUGUUGGGAGUACUGGACUUCUGUCAUGUUGUAAUUGUUUGUUCUAUUUUCAAGAUAUUGCAAAAAACCCCAACGAACCGUAAACCUCUUGGGUUCUUAACCAGAAGAUAUGAAGUAAACAGCCUUAAAGUGCACUUUGGAACCCUGGUGUCUCUGCCCCUCAGUAACAUAAUUUCUGAGGCUAAACACUAAGUGGUACUCCUAAAAACAAAACCUUAGUAUGAUUAUCUUUGAAAAAAAUCAGCUAUUUUCAACUUUUCUGAAUGUAUAUUUCUCCAAGUAUUAAAACAUCAUCUUUUUGCAUGUGGCUGUAGCAAGGAGAUCUUUUCCAGGAACAGUCCGAAUGAAUGAGUUAGUUUUUGGGUGAUUCUUCAAGUUGCUCUCAAACUGUCUUAAUUUUGAAUUUGUCUGGACUCCCCACUAAAUAGUUUAUACUAGGAAUGCAUUGCAGCUUUUGAAACUUGACAUAGUUUAUUUGAAAUGCCAUCUUUCUGCAAACUAUUUGCAGAACAUCCAGAGUGAGACUGCAUACUGAUCAUUGGCCCUUGUCAGCUUGUUUGCUCUGCGCAUGAAUAAGUGCCAUUGUAUCCCAAUCUUGAUUGACAAACAAUGGAAGUCCUGUUGGGAGACUUCUGGAGUAAUUUAACCUUCUGUAUUGAAACGACAGGGAAUUGCUAGGAAAUGGCAAGGAGAAGCCCUUUCUGUGACCUCUUACCCUAGCUCUGGAUGUAUAACUACAAGCUACUGUUUUUUCCCAAGAUUUCUGAGAUAGCAUGAAAUAGUUUGCAAGUAGAGACAAAUUAGAAAAGGGAGGGAGCUCUCAUUACAUGGUUGAUCUACGCAGUAAAUGAACUGAAAGUCUUUGGUGCGAGUGUGGCCCAAUCUAAUUAUCAGAUGGUGGUGUUGCGGAGAAGGGAGGAUUUGUGCCUCCACGGGGAAGUUAAAAUCCUGAGUAAUAUCAGGGUUUAAGAGGAUUUAAAAUCCCACAUUGUUGAGUUUUUAGCCAGACUUUGGAGCAUAAACGAGGACCUCAGUGUGGAGAGGCUGUAGUUGGUGCUCCAGAUGUGUAUUUAACUUAAAAAUAUUUUCACGCUUCCUUGUAAUGCAAUCAAUAUUAGAGUUAUUAUUCUGACAGUAGUGGCAGCUUCACAUGUACUUCAGUACUCAGAAUUUCGUCUGAGCUGUUUGGACGCCUUUAUUUGAGAAUUUUUUUCAGCUUGAGAAGCAUGGUUUUUGGGUCUGCUCUACCCUUGGCAUAUAUUCGGGCGCUGAUCUAAUGGUAUCAGGAACAACCACAACAGAAAAGGCAUUUCUUAACCGAAUGUCAUAUUCGUGCCUCUUUCCAUUCUUAUUUUACCAUUAGCAAUUUUACCAUCAGCAAAGGAUAUAGGUAGAAGCAAAAGAUAUUUCUCUGGACUUGCUACCUAUUAACAAUUGUAUCUCUUUCU
Molecule: messenger RNA, 2324 nt
Organism: Struthio camelus australis
Lineage: Eukaryota; Metazoa; Chordata; Aves; Struthioniformes; Struthionidae
Source: RefSeq, a predicted model, not a curated record